AUGGCUUCUUUAAAUCUACAGCAAAUAGGAGAUUUCUCAUUUUCAGGUGAACCUUUCACGACAAAUCUUUUAGAAUUAACGUUCAACAAUAUACCAGUCAAGACCAUCACAAAAUCUAUGUUUAUGGGAAGCUCUAUAUCGGCAUUGGAAAUAUAUUAUGAUUCUAUGUCAGAUGGUUUGAAUAUAGAACAAGAUGUUUUGGGACAAGCUUCCUCAAAGGUCACAAGCAUAGCUCUGAAAUAUUGCCUAACAAAUGGGGAAGCAUUGAAGAAUUUAACUGGCCGAGGAAGCCUUCUAACAACGCUUCAAAUUCUCGAUUUGAGCUAUAAUUCGAUAUCAAAGCUACCUAAGCAAGCAUUUUUAAAAGCUCCUAGUCUUCAAAUUUUAUAUUUAGUAUCCAGUGGCAUAAAUGAAAUAGAAUUAGGAGCUUUCGAUGGACUGAAUGAAAUUAUUCAACUGUAUAUUAACAAUAAUCAUUUAAAAACUCUAUCUGAUGGUAUGUUCAAUGACUUGAUAGGGCUUAGAUCGAUGUUUAUAUCUGGAAAUCCAUGGAAUUGUAAUUGUGAUUUACAAUGGCUUAAGGAGUAUUUAAGCAUAAUGCCAGCGAUUGAUUACAAGAGGUGCGACACUGAUUCGGGUUGGGUUAGUUUCGAUGAAGUAGAUUUUUGUCCUUCAAAAAUGUCUACUACUUCAACUAGUAGUAUAACCUCAACUACGACUACUAGCACAGAAGUAACCACUAGUACAGAAACCUCCUUAUCAUCAGCUUCAACACAAACAUCUAAGAACGAUGACAGUUUUUUGUAUGAAAGAAUUUGGUGCAGGAAUCUCCUAAUGUAUUCUCCAGAAAUCAGUGAUUCUACAAAAAAUGUUAUAUGGUAUGAAUCCUUGUUCAAACGCCGUAAUAUCAUAUAUACUUUUUCUGAAUUAGAAGCAACUGCCACGUAUCUUUUGAAUAUUUCAUCUAUUGUUGAAGAGAAAGAAUAUUUAAUAUGGACUGACGUCAAAAACCGUUCGAACUACGGAUGUGUUUUCAAUAUAAGUCAAAGUAUUUUACUGGAUUUGCAAUAUGAAAAGACCUAUACCAUAUGUUUGGCUUCAAAUGAUACUUUAGAUAAUUAUGCAUUGAUUGCUGAUGAUUGUACUGCCAUUACUACUCCACCCGACUGGAAUCAUAGAGCAUGGUAUCUCAAUUACCAAAAAAUUACUAUAAUUGUCAGUAUAGUAUUAACUCUCAUCAGCACUAUAGGCAUAACGGCAGCUGUAGUCUAUUUUAUAGUGAAGUACAAUCCAGAACUCAUAAAAGGCAAUAAAAGGAUUUUAAUAGUGAAAACAGGAAGCUAUUCACCGAAAAAUGUUCCAGUAAGAUUGUCAAGCAAAAUAGAUGAUAAAAGGCUAUCACUCUAUACGGACUACGAAGGCUACGUUUCUCCUAGAAUAAAAAACUGGAUUGGUAAUCAGUCAAAUACUAAAUACGAAGAAUUGGGAUCCAAUAUAGAUGGUAUAGAGAUGAAUGCCGAGGAUUCGACUAUUUAUGAGCCACCUCCAGUACCUCCGAACCAUCCUAUGAAAAGAAGAGAUAGCGGACGGCCAUAUUUCCAUAGCAAUAUGUAA
Ceutorhynchus assimilis (cabbage seed weevil) is the source of this 1614-nucleotide messenger RNA. The record is from the annotation of a GenBank genome assembly. Lineage: Eukaryota; Metazoa; Arthropoda; Insecta; Coleoptera; Curculionidae.